AGUCCCCCACCCCCCCACCUCCAAAACUGUCACACGUGUACUCUCGCUUCAGUUAAAGCUGGCUCCUGAGCCGCUCCGACUCCUGUUUGUUUCAUUAGCUCCUCGGUUCCUUCACGGUGGAAGGGAGGUGAUUCUCUCCGCCGCCAUUUUUGGGGAACUGCUUAUUCGUAAAGAAACUUUGCUAGCUGCUUCCUAACGUUAGCAGCUAGCUGGUUGGCCAGUACCCUGCCUGCCUUCCCUGCAGCUCGUUGUGACAGUUUAAGCUUGGCAGUCAGUCGUUAUCCAGCUCAGCUCUUUGCUUCGCUUUCAUAUAAAUAUUUAUUAUUUUACUUGCUGACGAAAAUCGGUUAUUGCUAAGGAGAAUAAUCGGGCUGGGCAGAAUGACCGUCUGUAUUUGGGUAGGGCAAUUAUGCGGUUAGAUUAGCGAAUUAGCAUUGCUAACUUAUCGGCUAGCGAAUUCCGCACUCUGAUUUGCCCGGAUUGCUUUGCCUGCCCGUGAUUUAGCCACAGACACCUUGCCCUGCUCUGUUUCCGAGUAACCGGAUUAAGCAGCCGUUCAUACCCCCACUUCAUCUCAACCUGUUUGGAUUCAUUUUUCUUUUCUUGACAAGGCGCCCAUGUACUGGUUCCUUAGGGUCAUCGAUUACCGCAGAUGAAUCUUCAGCUGCUUUGCCAUAGCUCAGCAGCCAGAUAGUCCCAUCGCCUUUGCGUGGGUGAUAAGGGACUACAUUAACCAGGAUGCCCUCCUCCGUAAGGGCAGGGAGCCUCAAGGAUCCGGAGGUGGCUGAGCUUUUCUUCAAAGAAGAUCCAGAGAAGCUUUUCUCCGACCUCCGAGAAAUUGGCCAUGGCAGCUUUGGCGCCGUCUACUUUGCACGGGAUGUGCGCACAAACGAGGUGGUGGCAAUUAAAAAGAUGUCCUACAGUGGCAAACAGUCUAAUGAGAAAUGGCAGGACAUCAUAAAGGAGGUGAAGUUCCUCCAAAGGAUCCGGCACCCCAACAGUAUAGAAUAUAAAGGAUGUUACCUCCGUGAGCACACAGCAUGGCUGGUGAUGGAGUACUGUCUUGGCUCGGCCUCUGACCUGCUAGAAGUUCAUAAAAAACCUUUACAAGAAGUUGAGAUUGCUGCCAUCACACAUGGUGCUCUGCAGGGGCUGGCCUACCUUCAUUCCCAUAAUAUGAUCCACAGGUCUAUGGAUGAAGGCCAGUAUGAUGGAAAGGUGGACGUCUGGUCCUUAGGGAUUACCUGUAUAGAAUUAGCGGAGAGGAAGCCUCCCUUGUUUAACAUGAAUGCAAUGAGUGCCUUAUACCACAUAGCGCAGAAUGAGAGCCCCACGCUGCAGUCCAGUGAAUGGUCAGAAGAUUUUAGAAACUUUAUCGAUUCUUGCCUUCAGAAAAUCCCCCAGGACCGACCGCACUCUGACGACAUGUUGGGUCACGAGUUUCUGCAACGUGAGCGUCCAGACUCUGUGCUGAUGGACCUCAUUCAGAGAACCAAGGAUGCCGUACGAGAACUGGAUAACCUGCAGUACCGAAAGAUGAAGAAGAUCCUCCUUCAGGAGGCCCACAAUGGGCCCACUUCAGAAGCCCAGGAUGCAGACGAGGACCUGGAGCCUGGUGGAGGUCGGACAGGAACGGUGAACAGCGUUGGCAGUAAUCAGUCCAUCCCCAGCAUGUCUAUCAGUGCUAGCUCCCAGAGCAGCUCUGUCAACAGCCUGAAUGAAGCAGCCCAGGACAGCCGCAGUGAGCUGGACCUAAUGGAAGGAGAUCACACAGUCAUGUCCAACAGCUCAGUCAUACACCUCAAACCGGAGGAAGAAGAGAGUCUCUCUUUGGAACAAGCGGCCACCAGUGAGCCCACUGAGCCCCAGCCAACACCAGCUCAGGCCCCGAGGAAGCACUACCGCAACAGAGAGCACUUUGCCACUAUACGCACAGCAUCACUUGUGACACGUGAGAUGCAAGAACACGAGCAGGACUCGGAGCUGAGGGAGCAGAUGUCAGGAUACAAACGCAUGAGGCGGCAACAUCAGAAGCACCUAAUGGCCCUGGAGAACAAGCUGAAAGGGGAAAUGGAUGAGUGGCAGGAGCUGAGUGAGAACCAGUCAACACCAAAAAAAGAGAAGCAGGAGUGGCUGUCCAAGCAGAAAGAGAACAUCCAACACUUCCAGGCUGAGGAGGAGGCUAACCUGCUGAGGAGACAGAGGCAGUAUCUGGAGCUGGAGUGUAGGCGGUUCAAACGCAGGAUCCUCAUCGCCAGACACAAUGUGGAGCAGGACCUGGCCAGAGAGGAGCUGAACAAACGUCAAACGCAGAAGGAUCUGGAGCAUGCAAUGCUGCUGAGGCAUCACGAGUCCAUGCAGGAGCUGGAGUUCAGGCAUCUGGCUACAAUCCAGAAGGCCCGGGCAGAGCUGAUACGCACCCAGCACCAGACAGAGCUCACUAACCAGCUGGAGUACAAUAAGAGGAGGGAGAGGGAGCUGAGGCGCAAGCAUGUCAUGGAGGUCCGGCAGCAGCCCAAAAGCCUGAAGUCUAAGGAGCUUCAGAUUAAGAAGCAGUUUCAGGAGACCUGCAAAACGCAGACUCGGCAGUACAAGGCCCUCAGGAACCAUCUGCUCGAGACAACACCCAAGUCCGACCACAAGGCUGUCCUAAAGAGGCUGAAGGAGGAGCAGACUAGGAAGCUGGCCAUCCUUGCUGAGCAGUAUGACCACUCCAUCAAUGAAAUGCUCUCCACACAGGCUCUGCGGUUGGAUGAAGCUCAGGAGGCGGAGUGUCAGGUGCUGAGGAUGCAGUUGCAGCAGGAGCUUGAGCUGCUCAAUGCUUACCAGAGCAAAAUCAAGAUGCAGACAGACGCACAGCACGACAAGGAGAGAAGGGAGCUGGAGCAGAGGGUGUCUCUGCGGCGGGCUCUGCUGGAGCAGAAAAUCGAGGAGGAAAUGCUUUCCCUGCAAAACGAGCGUCUGGAGCGAAUCCGCUCACUGCUGGAGCGCCAGGCCCGAGAGAUUGAGGCUUUUGACUCGGAGUCCAUGCGACUGGGCUUCAGCAACAUGGUGCUCACUAACCUGGCUCCCGAUUCUCAGGGAGGCUGGGGAGGAGGAGGAGGCCAGGGGGCUCAGGGGGGAGGCCACUGGCCGGGAGGAGGUGGAGGAAGCAGUCACCAUAGUCAUCACCAGGGGGGCUCCAGCUCACAGCAGUCCUGGGGUCACCCCAUGCUGGCUGGGGGCCCACCACCCUGGAGCCUCCACCACCCUGGUGGGGGUAGUCAGAGGGGUAGCCAAGGAGGUGCAGGAGGGGUGAGGAACAGCCCGCAGGCUAUGAGGAGGACGUCAUCAGGGGGGAGGAGUGAACAGGGCAUGAGCAGGAGCGCCAGCAUCACCUCUCAGAUCUCCAAUGGAUCCCACCUGUCAUACACCUAAAAUACACACGCACACACAAAUUGUCUUAAAGCUAAUAUCUCGCUCCGAGAUAACUGUACACAGACACACAUCACGCACAUACCACAGUACAUCUCGCACUGCACAGUACUGAGGCUGGGUUUACCUGAGCCCAGCCGCUCUCCUGUCACCACUGCUCUACAUCAGUGUACUGCUAGCAGCAGUCUGUGGAAACCCAGAAGACUUGAGACUAAUAAGAUACCCGAGGGCCAUUUACAGUAGUGCAAUAGUAGUUUUCUUGUUGUUUUUUGUUUUUUUUACUGCAGCAUACACUGCUGUGUGUGUUUGUUACUGCCGUAUUAGUCUCUGUUGCCACAAUCCCAAACUAGUGUGUUAAUUUUCUAUUGAGUGGUUUGUUUGCCAUCUUCUGUUUCGCAGUUUUCUGUUUUAAACCCAAGUGGGACCGAUUGUGCACAAAGGUGCUGAGCUUGUCCUUCAAACCAGAUUUAAACUGAUGAAAAGUUAAAUUAGAUUAUUUAUGUGUAGUUGGGGGAAGACUAGAGAACAGAAGGACUGUUUCAAGCGACGCUUGACGCAGCUGAGGAAGUAAAUGGACUGAGAAAGAGAGCGAAGGUCGUUGCAAGUGAAUAGGUGUGGGUGUUGCUGACUGUUUAGCUGCAGUGCAGGGGGACAGUUGUGGUGACAGUAUUAAUUCCAGCUCCAAAGCUAAUCCAGCUGACUUGACGUGAGAAGUUUCAGCGAGAUCAUUUUCAUGGAAAACAAAGCUGCGUACGUUCUGGUGCGAGUGCCAUGUGGGUUUCUUGAGGACCGUGAGCCCAGCUGCCAAAGGUAAAGGUGCAGAGUUGGAUUUGUCGUUAUAGCUACUCAUGCCAACAAUACUGUGGUGUAAUGAAACACAUUGUGCCAGAGCAAGGCAGUUCGGUGGACAUUAAUGCCACGUGGCCAAGGGAGCCACUUGUCCUUCGUGUUCAGCUCUGUUAUCUCAGCUCUUGGGUUUCCACAGGCCUCUGGCCUUCACUCACACCUGCCCAGUGGAAGGCCAGUCUGAAGGGCACUUGGAUCCUUAUUAGUCUGCAGGCCCUAUGACAGAGAUGGGUUUUCAGCAGCACCUAACCUCAACUUUGAACAGUUUCAAAACUGGUGUUCACUCAUCACUUGUUUGCAAUACAAUUUCAAUCUGAUUUGGCACCAUUUUAGUGAUGCACUAUGCAGUUAGAAAUAACAACAACAAGAAAAGAGAAAAAAAAUUACACAAGCCUUUUGGCCUACCUCAAGAACACUCAAGUUAGAGCCUUGAAUGUCUUGAUUUGCACUUUGGCGUAGGCUUUCACCCACUCUUAAUUGUUAAUCGGACACAUUUACACAAACAUGUAGUGGCUAUUCAUUUUAUUCGCCCAGGCAAACAUUACGUAAGCCUGGUUUAUAAAUGCAUGUGCGUUGAAAAUAGCACACUUAGCCUUUGUGAGCUGAGUUGGAUGUAAAUUGGCAACACAGUCAGCAGCAGCAGGCAAAUUUAUUAAUGUAUAAAAACAUCCGUGAAGCUUUGGGAAGAAUUAUUAUUCACAGUUGCCCGAAAUGCCUUUUUGUUAUUUUGUUAUUUUCUUUAUUUCAUUAUUUUUUUUUAAACCUUCUAAGACCCUACAGUGAAAACAAAUGAACACAGAGUGAGGAGGAGCUUCACUAGCCCUCAGCUUGGUUGGUGACUGCUGAACGUUUUUGAAGAGUGGAUGGGUGGUGAUGCUGGGAUCUCCGCUGCCAUGCCCCUGCAACCUUCCCCGGUCUGACACCCCGCUCUGUCUCACCCCUGAUGACCACAAUGUCACAUUCUGACCACCGAUCUUGUCCCCCAGCAUCCCUCCGCCUACGUUUCCUCCCCUCUGGAUCCUCCUUUUUGUUUUGGUUUUUUUGGUCUUCGCUCCUUCGCUCCCCUCCUUGAUCUUUGUGGAAAGAGCUGUCUCAAGUCCAACAAAAGAAGAAAGAAAUAUAUAUAAAUGUUAUAAAUCUAUAAAGAAGGAUUAUAGAGAUGUAAAGGUGGAAAGUGUUAUUGUGAAACAGAGUUUAUGCAUUAUGUUGCUGCAGAGGUGGAAUGUACAGGAAAAGCGUGUUAAUAUUGUAUAUUUUGAAUCUGAACAUGUGGAGAUCGAAUCGACAAAUCAAAGACGAGUUAACUUGCGAUGCAGGCACAGCGGUGCGUGGCUUUAGAGCGGCGGCAGUUGAACGAUGGAUCGAUUCGCGGCUGCUGAGUUUUUCACUGUCUUAUUUGCAGCUGCGAGUUCUCGAACUUGUUACAGAUAUGCUGUUGUGAAUGAUAACAACACAACUGUAGGUCAGAUUGCCUCGAGUAAACGGCAACACUUUGUUUUGUAGUGUAUGAGGAUGAUUUUGCACAUAAUUUGAAAACUAGUUAGGUGGAGCCUUUGCUCGAGCACUGGCUAUGUGUUACUGACGUUGUACCCCAUAGUGAAGACUCAGCCUCUCUGCUUCAUAUCUUGGUGGUUUUUAAAAGACUUAGAGCUAAAGUAAAGGUUAUAACAUGAGGGGGGAAAGUCUUUUUAAAGAUUUAUUUAAGGAAAAAAAGAAGAAGUGUUAAAAUCUGAAAUGGCUAAAAUAGUUUCCAGAUUCUUGCUGUAGACAGUAAACAUUUUUGUCUUGUAGGGUCCACUGACCUUACAUUUUCUGAUCUGUGCACCAAGAGCCCUGUUUGUUUAUGGUUCGACACAAACCAUUUUCACACUGCACUUAAUGAGUUGCCUUUGGUGUGUGGGGGGGGGAAAAGUACCAACCUGUACUCAGUAGUUUGAAUCUCUUUUUUGGCUCAGAAACAAAGCGCCAGUAUGCCAUUGUACCAACUUUCCCCCAGGUCUUUUUAGUGUUUUUAUGCCAGAAGGGGUGUUUUUAAUUUCCAGAUGAUGUCUGCAGAGGGCCAAACGAGUGGUGGACUUUUAGACCUUCUCUUGUGUUUACUAGAACUCCCAGGUGUUUUGCGAGGCAGUCUACCUUUAGACCUCGGUCACUCUGAACUGGAUCAGUUGCACUGAUUGCACAAGUGACUGACCAGAUUAAAGAGUCUACUGUGAUCCACCCCCCUAACUCUCAGUGUUGGGGUUGGGGGAGGAGGUGACUGCCAUUGCUGAAAGUAGGUGGGAGGCAGGCUUAUGUCUCUGUACAGUCUGUUUUAUCAGUAUUCCUUUUAUCUCCUGUCAUUUGGUGGAUCUUGCUGUUUUAUUCUCCCUGGUCCAGAGAUCUGUAUUAAACUGUAUUAAAUGUAUAGAUUGUGCAGAAAGCUGAAUGUUGCAUAGCAGAAGAGAAAAGAUAUUCCUUACAGAUGACAAAGUAAAAUGUAUAAAUAAAACUCAAAGGCAAAGUUUAGGGGAUAAAUGUAAUAUUUUGUUUGUAAUUACUAUUUUUUGUUGGAAGAGGGCUACUGGAUAAAGAAUCAUCUGUAAUAAAAUAAUUUUAAUAUU
This is a messenger RNA of Neolamprologus brichardi, 6860 nucleotides long. Lineage: Eukaryota; Metazoa; Chordata; Actinopteri; Cichliformes; Cichlidae. The record is from RefSeq and is a predicted model, not a curated record.